UUGUGUUCACGUUCUUCUCUAGCUUCCAACACCAACAGUACUCUGACCAAAGGCGGGCCAUCCCUCAAUUCCUCAUCCACCCUCGUUUCCCCAAACGACCACUUCACUUUGGCCUUCAGCCGGCCCGGCGACUGGGAACCCACCGACAGCAGCUACCUCGGGAUACGGUACAACGAUUUCACCGAGUUCUGCUGGACAGCGAACCACCACUUCCCCAUCUCCGACGGCUCAUGA
This is a messenger RNA of Linum tenue, 234 nucleotides long. The record is from the annotation of a GenBank genome assembly. NCBI's taxonomy places the organism in Eukaryota, Viridiplantae, Streptophyta, Magnoliopsida, Malpighiales, Linaceae.